This is a messenger RNA of Dichotomopilus funicola, 1191 nucleotides long. RefSeq lists its product as uncharacterized. Bases 1 to 1191 code for a protein of 396 amino acids. The transcript has a single exon. The record is from RefSeq and is a predicted model, not a curated record. Lineage: Eukaryota; Fungi; Ascomycota; Sordariomycetes; Sordariales; Chaetomiaceae. Gene Ontology annotation, molecular function: mRNA binding.
AUGUCGUACCCGGGUCCUCCAGGUUCGAAGCCAUCCCACCAUCCAUCAUCGCUCCCUCCGCGCCCGCCCGCCAGCAAGCUCUCCAGCUUCAAGCCCGCAUUCACCCCGGCGCAGGUAUCUUCCGCACCCGUCUCGCGCCCCGGGUACACAACAUCCACACCAUCCUACCCCAUCUACAGCCCGACAGCAGCCGCCGCGAACUAUGGCGCACCUCCCGGUCUAUCACCCUACGCGGGCGGUGGCGGCGGCCCUUCAGUACCCGCGAUAGGCGCCGGCCGAGGGAGCAGCUAUGGACAACCCGCCGUAUCAUACAACAACUAUGCGCCAGCGCAUACCUACGGACAACAGCCCUCUUACCACGGUGCGCCCGCGACCGGCAGCUACUCCACACCGCCGAGCAUCCGCAACCCUUUCCCCGCGCCGGAGAUCGCUCAGCAAAGCGCCGCCCCCGCAGCCGACUACGAGCAGGACAUGGCGGCGCAAAUAGCCCAGUGGCAGAGCGCGUACAUGCCCAAAGACCCCAACGACCCAGCCAACAAUCCAGCCGCUGCUGGCCCCGGUCGGGCGGGCGGUGCCGGCGGCGGUAGUGGUGGUGGCGCCAACACCCCAGGGUUAGUAGGGCAAGGCGCAACCGAGACCCCCCCGGGCGAGGUCGACCCCAACGAGAAGAAGAAGACCGUCUACCGCGAAGGCGGCGGCAAGAAAUGGCAAGACGACUCGCUUCUCGAGUGGGACCCGGCACACCUGCGCUUGUUCGUCGGCAACUUGGCCGGCGAAACAACCGACGAUUCCCUGCUCAAGGCCUUUGCGCGAUGGAAGAGCGUGCAAAAGGCCAAAGUCGUCCGCGACAAGCGCACGACCAAGAGCAAAGGGUUUGGGUUUGUCAGUUUCAGUGACCCGGAGGAUUUCUUCCAGGCGGCUAAGGAGAUGAACGGCAAGUACAUUCAGAGUCAUCCUGUUGUGGUGCGCAAGGCGAAGACGGAGAUCAAACCGACUGUGAUGAAAGAGGAGAGGAAGGGGAAGAAUAAUAGGAAGAAUAAUGGUGGCGGGAACAAGAGUGGGAAUGGGAGUGGGACAGGCGGUGGUGUGGCGGAUGGUACUGCGUAUGAACCACAUUUGGGACCGGCGAGAGGCAGCGGUAUAACCAAGCCGGGACAGAAGACUAAGGGCGGUCUUAAAUUGCUGGGUUGA